This is a messenger RNA of Halichondria panicea, 2225 nucleotides long. Its product is annotated as fibropellin-1-like. The transcript is spliced from 2 exons. Lineage: Eukaryota; Metazoa; Porifera; Demospongiae; Suberitida; Halichondriidae. Bases 729 to 2186 code for a protein of 485 amino acids. The record is from RefSeq and is a predicted model, not a curated record.
AGGUAUCAAACAAUUUCAAGCGAGUCGUCAUGACACCCACACUCUCUUUGCUCGCAUUAUGCAGUUCUGUGCUGCUCGUUCAAGCUCAAUUCAACUGUCCGGACAUUUCCGAAGUCUGUGACAGUAAUCCCUGUACAAACGGUGCUCGCUGUCCAAGAUUCCUCAAUUCUGAAUGCAGAGUGAACACUUGUGAUGGAAUAUGCUCACCAAUUUUCUUCUUUCGAGGACGCAAUGUCACAAGUCGAUGCGAAACGCUCCGAACAUGUGUGUCGAGAAGAUGUCCUCCUCGUAGGUCGCAGUGUGUUGAUGAGGUAGUGGAGUCUUGCAACAGGAGAGGCCGGUGCAGACAGAGGCUUGAAGGAAGAUGUAUAGUACCUCCCACAACACAGCAACCCAAUACAGUCUCAACUUCAGCCACUCCCCUACCAACUGACAGCACCCCCUUCACUACGUCACCAACAGGGAAUCCAUUUACUACCAACCCUUCACCGACUACACCGACUAAUUCUUCUUUAUGUACCCAAGACUGUUCCAGUUUGGGUCUGCAGUGUGUUCCAAUUUCGUCUACUGUAAAUGGCGUAACUAUAGUAACUGGGACAUGUUUGUCACCGAUUGGACGCAAUUGUGAAGACAUUGAUUGAGCUGAUAAUCAAGAGUGUAGUAUACAAUCGUUUCCUGAGAGAAAUAUAACAUUUUCACAAUGUACUCCUUCUGAUAAUUCCACACAAAUGAUGACUAUGUUCUCAUGUGCAACAACACAAUGCCCUGAGGGAACUGUGUGCAUUGAUUUACGUUCUGGAGACAUGCAAGUAACGGGGAUAUGUUUAGCAACAAACUGUGCGAACACUAACUCUUGUCAGUCGGGUGAUGUCUGCACAUUAGUUCCAGAUGAAUUUAGAUUGGACAAUAUCAGUUCUGUCUGCGUUCCAGGUUCUGUUCAGUUCCAGCUUGGAACCGAGACGUGUGAGCAAAGUGAUCGUGUAUGUCCAAGUCGUACGAUUUGUCAAGAAGUAUUUCUUGAUGACCUUCCUGGUACCAUUUGUGUGCUUAGUCAACCUCCUGCGGAUUGCAGUCAAGUUAACUGCAGAGAAGAUGAAGAGUGCUUAGUAGUAACGUCUUUUGCUUCACGCUCUUCAGUUAGCUGUCUUCCGAAUAACACUUUCCCUCUCCUCUUACAAAUUUUGGAAUUCCUUGGUAUAGUGGAAAGUUCAACAGCAACUCCUACUUCAGUUACCUCAACAGAAUUACUUACAACCCUCUCCGGCACUCUUGUUCCACCAACACCCUCGUCAAAUACGAGUUGUCCCUUCACUUGCUCGUUUGGAACAACUUGUGAGUUUUUAAAUGGAUUCCCAACCUGUGUACAACCAACAACAUGCACAGACGAUUUUACUGCAUUCUGUAUGCAAACCGGUUCUGUCUGUCGAGAAUCCAAUGGCACAUCACGAUGUGUUUCUCCAAGCAGUUGUGAAGAACUAGCGACUGUGUCACCAUGCCCUAAUGGAUCGCAAUGUGUUGUAAUACCUCCGUUUGUAUUUCCAGGCCUUAAUGAUACCACAGCAACCUGCUUGCCUCUGAUUGGUCGUAGCUGUGAAGAGAUAACUUGUAGUGAAAAUGAAGUGUGCUUAGUGACAGAGCUAGCAGAGAGGGAAUUGACAGCUGCUCAAUGUGAACUAUCCCGAAAUGUAAUCUCUCUUAUACCUGAGACGUGUGCUACUCUGCAAUGCAACGAGGGAAGCGUGUGUGUCGAUCUACAGAUAAAUGGAUUCCCUGUGACAGGUGCAUGCCUAGAAACAAACUGUGGAAACAGUGGAAAUAACACGGAAUGUGAUGGUGGUAGUAGGUGCAUCGAGGUGCCUUCCGAAUUUGAAAUACCGGCAGAAUCGUUGUGUGUUUCUUUUAAUGUGGAUCCUCAGCUUGGAACUCAGACAUGUGCUGAAAAUGGACGAGUCUGCGAGUCGUUCCAAGUUUGCAACGAGGCAUUCAUUAAUGGUAGUAUAAUUGGUACGGCUUGUAGCCAGUUUUCAAGUAUCAUUGCUUCAACUUGCCAAGCCUCCAUGUGUGAAGAUGGUGAAGAAUGUAUACUUACAACAGUUGAGGGCUUUGGGACAGUGCAGAAUUGUUUAUCUACCGAAGCUGCUGAUACAUCAGCAAUGUUUUUUGAGUUUAUUUUCGCAAACAUUUAAUCACAUUUUUGCAUACCUCUUUUAUGGUAGCUAUACAAA